Cooperia oncophora is the source of this 150-nucleotide messenger RNA. NCBI's taxonomy places the organism in Eukaryota, Metazoa, Nematoda, Chromadorea, Rhabditida, Trichostrongylidae. The record is from the annotation of a GenBank genome assembly.
AUGGCUAAUUUUAGAACCUGCGACGGAGUGGUCAAACUCCCCGACGGUGCCAUCGUUUCACCGGUACUGAUGUGGCAACAUGGUACCGUAUACUGGGCUAAUGGAGCAGCUGAAAAACUGGAAUCACUUUCGUCAGACACACAACAUUAG